ACGUUCUGACAUCUGACAUUUUGUUUUCCAUUCUCGUGAACGUUUAUAUUUUAAUCUUUUCCGACUUCUAGCGGAUUGAUUUGUGUAAAAGUAAUCAUGUCUAAUGAUUACGGGUUCAACAGUGAUGAUUCACCGAAUAAAACCAAUUCCCACUUACAACUUCCGAGCCCAAUUAUCACUCGACGAAACCGAACUGCGUCAACGUCUGAAAGGGCAUUAGGAAAUCCGUUGGAAAGUGGAAAAAUUAAGUCGUUUUGCCGUGAAAAGGGCCACGGUUUUGUAUCACCAGAAAAGGGCGGCGAAGAUCUUUUCGUGCACAUUUCGGACAUUGAAGGAGAGUAUGUGCCCUUGCCAGGAGAUGAAGUGAUAUACCGACUCUGCCCCAUUCCACCUAAAUUUGAGAAGAACCAAGCAGUUCACGUCCGCAUCGUGCAUCUCACUCCUGAAAAGCAUCUCAAGUGGGACGAGCCCCCGCUGUAACAUCCUUGCAAACACCAAAAUGUACAUUGAUCCUUUCCAAAAUCUUUUGCAAUUCCCCUAUUAUUUUUCUCGAAUUUUUCCUCGUCUUGAAGCAACACAAAUCAAUUGUUCAACAAAAUAUCUGCCUGCAAUGUGUCUAAACAAUUUUAAAUCUAUAUCUGUAUGUCAAAUCUAUAACUUGAUUGCAGGAUAAUUUUUGUAUUCAGUUAUUUGUACUAUUUCCUAUUGUAGUAUGAAAUUGUCAUAAUUAUGAUAAAUUAUACUUUAUAAUAUUAUUGUGUUGCCACUUAUGCCUGAUUUUUACAGUCAUAAGUGGUUUUGACCUAAUAUGAGUUUUGACUAUCUAUAACACAUAUAAAUAUAGAAUACUUUGAAGAAUUCAAAGUAAAUAAAACAUUUAGUUGAAUAUUAAUUAAUUGAUGAAGUACUUAUGUAUAUUUUUUUCUUCAUUAACCAUUUAAUGUGUUAUUGAAUCAAUGCAAAUACUGAUGCAAAUCAAGAGUAAAUGGUGAGCUUAGCUCCAAUAUAAACUCUCUAUCAGAUAUAAAUAAAAGACAAUUUCUGCAUUGAUAAGUAAUCUGUAUCAUCUUUAUGUAUCAAAAAUCAGUUGGGAUGUCUAAAGUUUGCAUUAUUUCACUUACACAUUGUGUAUUAUACUUUUUAUACAUCAUGGGCGCAUGCAAGAACGAGAGAUUGUGUAGUGUAGAGGGAUUCCGUCAAAUUACCAUUAAAGGAUCAGAUAUUGAUGCUGUUCAGGUUUAUCAUAUUAUUUAUUUUUAAAGAAAAUUCAGUAUUUGAUAAAAGUGAGAAGCCAACAUGUGGUGCUAAAUUUUUGAAGGAUUUACCAUCGUCAUAAGAUUUUGAUAUCAGUUCUAAUUUCGUCAGCGAGUGUGUGGUGGCUUCUUGCAGUAGACUGUAUGCUCAACUCCCACAGCGAGCAAUGUGGUGUUUGUAAUACUAAAUGAUGUUUAAAAUAGGUUAUUUAAAACAAAAGUAAAAAGUUCCAUAUUUUUAUAAAUUAAUUUCAAUAAUCUUAAUUACACUUGUUCACUUGCAAGCACAUCGAGCACAGCUUUGCAGCUCACUAGAUGAUCAUGUCAGCGAUUGAUUGGCCUAGCUUUAAAUGUUUUAUUAUUAUAUCCAAAAGGCCUUUUUUAUUUAGGUAUGAAAAGUUUUGUAAUGCCUACUAGUAGUAAUUACUUUGCACAAAGUUAAGCUCCACUGGUUUGUGAUAAAAUGUAUUUCUUUAAAAACACUUGGUGUACUUAUUGAAUAACUAGUAGUUGGUUGUGUUAAAACUUUGAACUUGAUUGAAUUACUUUGCUAAUAACCUAUUAAGUGUAAUCUUAAUGUAUCAUUCCGUUAGAGCAUUUUUAAGUAAACCCAAAUAGUAGAACCUAAUGCCCUGUGUUGUUUUGUGUAGUCCUUUGUUUGUUUAUCUUACCAAUCUGAUAUAUGUUGUAAGAUUUGUAACGAUGUAAUCAUUUACAAAAUGUUGCCAUGCUUUUUUUAGUUUGUAUUAGCAGUAUUAUGAUACAGCGAAUUAAACGAAAUAUGUGUAAGCAUUAAA
Molecule: messenger RNA, 2050 nt
Organism: Ostrinia nubilalis (European corn borer)
Lineage: Eukaryota; Metazoa; Arthropoda; Insecta; Lepidoptera; Crambidae
Product: cold shock domain-containing protein CG9705
Exons: 3
Coding region: 97-480 (127 amino acids)
Biological process (GO): regulation of mRNA stability
Cellular component (GO): cytoplasm
Molecular function (GO): mRNA 3'-UTR binding
Source: RefSeq, a predicted model, not a curated record